Molecule: messenger RNA, 1435 nt
Organism: Microbotryum saponariae
Lineage: Eukaryota; Fungi; Basidiomycota; Microbotryomycetes; Microbotryales; Microbotryaceae
Source: the annotation of a GenBank genome assembly
AUGACACUUCCUGAUGUAGCCGCCAAGUCGGUCGACACGACGGUCACACGUCUCCGCAGUCGUCCCCUCGACGAGGAACAUCAUCUCGACGGCGCCGGCGGUUGGACCUCCUGGCUCAAUCGCAUACGUGGCCGUCUCGGUAAAGACAUCUGGGACUGCACCCUCGCUAUCCCCAUCAAAGAACCAGGUCCACAUGUCAACCUCUCUCUGGCGAAUGAGGAGGUCACGAAGCUCAUCCUUCGUUCCAUCAAAGCCGAGUACAACUCGAUGCUCAUCACGACCGCGUAUGAUCUCACGCCCGCCGAGCUCCUCAAAAGCCUCAAGGAACUAGUCGGUUCAGUGACUCUCAAGGACAUCUCUAUUCGUCUACAGUUGCUUCUCGACGUUGGCGCUCCUCCUACCUCCGAAGCAGCGUUCGCAAUAUAUAUGGGCCAAGUGACUCGGCUUCACGAGGAGCUCUCAUCUUUCAAGCUUUCGUUCGCAGACGUCGUCUCGUGUCGGCUACUUCACUCUCUCAAGGGGCCCUUUCCGGCGUACUACGCGAACGCCAUGGACUUUCAGGUCGACUCUAUCCCAAAACCUCGUGACAUUCUCAGUGAAUGUCAUGCGCUCACCGGCUCCGAAACCUUGCCCGUUGCCGAGGCAAAGUCUCGGCCUCGCCGACCCCGUCACCCCUGUCGGCACUGCAAGGGUGAUCACUGGAAUAACGACUGUCCAAAGCGCCCAAAAGGUGUCUCCUCGGCAAAAGUCGCGCUAGAGGUCGCGCCCAGGCCCACAACCGACGCCUCGGACUUGCUUGGUGAAGACGUUCACACGUUGUUCACUUCUAGGCACUCAAAGCUCGGCGGGGCCUCCCUCAUCGUCCUCGAUAUCGGCGCUACGCAUCACGUCGUCAACACUCGGUCAGCUUUCAUCGAGUUUGUCCCAUGCACUUCGGAGUCUCGCUGCAUCAAGGGGGUUGGCACCGCAGUUAUGCGUGCGUUUGACGGCACCGUUGGUCACCUUCUCAACGCGAUCUACGUCCCGGGAGGCCCGGUCAGCCUGUUCUCCGUCAGUCGAGCGGACAAGGCGGGCUUUUCGAUCGUCUUUGGCGCCGGGAAGUGCUCGGUCACUCGCCGCGGAGUAGCGUGUUACACUGGCGCCCUUAUCAACAAAUUAUACUGCCUCAAUGCUUCCUUGGUCGAUGCACGUGCAUCUACUCCAUCCGGUCCGUCCGUGCUUGAGGUUUUCGCUGUGAUCCCAGCAUCCGUCAUGUAUGGUCGUUUUGCUCACGUCAACUUUCGCUACCUCCAACAGCUCGCGAAAAGUGACACGGGUCGUUGGUUUCGAGAUAGCUGUAGCUGGUGACAACGAUUGCGAAUGUGCCGAAUGCCUUGCAGCAAAGAUUACCCACACCGUGGACCCUUCCCCAAACAAGUCAUUUUCUCGCACGUGA